Salvelinus sp. IW2-2015 is the source of this 882-nucleotide messenger RNA. The record is from RefSeq and is a predicted model, not a curated record. NCBI's taxonomy places the organism in Eukaryota, Metazoa, Chordata, Actinopteri, Salmoniformes, Salmonidae.
GAGAGGGAGGAAAGGAGGAGGGGAUGGAGGGAUGGGGCGAGGCCUGUUCUCUGGGGAAUGGGUUUGGGGGAGACGGGGGAGGAGAGGGGAGAGAGUGGCCCUCUGUGGGGGACAAACAGCAGCAAUGUCCCCCUCCCCCUGACCCUCCCGCCCCUCGACCCCCCUCCUCAACCACACUAGACUCCAUAUCUGGAGAGUUCGCCCUCGUCAUCAACGGACAUAGCCUGGCCCAUGCGUUGGAGGCUGAUAUGGAGGGGGAGUUUGUGUCAACAGCGUGUGUCUGUAGAGCAGUGAUCUGCUGCAGGGUCACUCCUCUACAGAAAGCCCUGGUGGUGGAGCUCAUCAAGAAACACAAGAAAGCUGUCACCCUGGCCAUAGGAGACGGGGCUAACGAUGUUAGCAUGAUCAAGAGUAAGUUAGAGAGAGAGAGGGAUGGAGGAGAGGAUGGAGGAGGAGGGUUGGAGGAAGGGAGAGUGACAGAAGUGCUUGGCAAAGAUGACAGAGAUGGGGAGAGAUGGGAAGAAUUGAGAGAUAAGGGGAACGAGGAGAUAUAUUGAAGCAAAGUGCUCUGGCAGCACAGUCUAUUUGUAAGGUCAUGGAAAGUCCCCAGAAUCCCCACUGUAUUUGUUUGUGUGUAGUUCUCUCUCCUUACGUCCUCUUUUCUCACGCCUCACCAUGCCUUUCACAAUUGUGUGUAUGUAUGUGUGUGUGCAUGCAUGCACGUGUGUGUGUGUUUGUGUGCACGCAUACAAGUGUGUGAGUGUGUGUGUGUAUGAAAAGCAGAAGAGAGGAGGCCUCUGAGGGAGGAGAGGUCCAUGUGGUUUCACAUCCUGUUUUCUGGACAUUACUCAACCUGUGAGUGAUUACUCAACUUGUUGACUG